CGAAAAAGGGCAAACAAUUUAUUUGUGAAAUUACUGAAUAUUUUAAUGAAUUUCGUAUUUUGCGACAGCCUUGGAGUUAUAUUUUGUUAGAACAAGAUUUCCACUACCUCUAUCCAAAUUAUUCGAUGCAACUUCUGUCUAAUUGGGAGAAAAUUGCUCCAAAAAUAAAAAAACUUUUGAAAACUACUAUAAAAUCCACAACUGUUGAAGAUAAUACAUUCAAAUACUUUUCAUUUUGCUGUCUUCUUUGUACAGGAACAGUAGGAAAGAUCAAUUUAUUUUCAGAGGAAAUUGUAAAGGUGUUGCUAGCAAUUCUAACACUUUUUUCUCCAACAAAUGUUGGAAAGUGGCGUCCUACAGCUGCAGACUUGGGUGCUGGUUUCCUGCUGCAUAUCAAAGUUUUACGAGACUUGGAAGUGCAAGUAGAACGUAUGAGGCAGAAACUCUUUGCUGCUAAGAAACAACUUCAGCCGUUCUCUGUCAUAAUUGGUGAAAAUAUAGCAAAUAUAACGGAAUCCUAUGUUUAUAUCGAUAAUUUUCCAUAUAAGAUAGAAAGUCCUUUACGUGCAAUAGAUGUAUGUUUCAAAGCGUAUCAUGCUUUGCAUGCGUCCUAUCCCUUUCAGAGUAGCCAACCAUGGCUUUUCCUUCAGCAAGCUAUUUAUCAAUUUAAAACUCAAUGGGAUGAACAUGUACCAUCUGUAGCAACAUUGGUAAAUGAUUAUUUGCAGUUAACAGAUAAUUAAGGGGCUAGUCCCAGUGGU
Molecule: messenger RNA, 761 nt
Organism: Harpegnathos saltator (Jerdon's jumping ant)
Lineage: Eukaryota; Metazoa; Arthropoda; Insecta; Hymenoptera; Formicidae
Exons: 3
Coding region: 126-743 (205 amino acids)
Source: RefSeq, a predicted model, not a curated record